AUGCAGCGGGUCCACAGUGACAACUUUUCACCGUUUAGGCAGUGUCAAAACUGUCUAAAUUUCGGACACACAAAGAGCCGCUGCCCCAACACCACACCCACAUGCGCCAAGUGCUCCGCUCACCAUCCUACAGCGGAGUGCAAGGCCGAAGUACACAACUGCACCAAUUGCGCAGAACAUAACAAACAAUUCAACACCAACACCGGCACUCUACACCGCGCCGACUCAGACAAAUGCCCCAAAGUUACAGCCAUGCGCUCUGAGGGACCUUCGCUGGUCAUAUCGGGCGAAGGCUUUAAUAACAUACAGGAAUUAUUAACACAUAUAAAAAACACAAUAGACUUUAGACGCGGCGGCUAUGCGCCCCUACGCAUAGUCCCGCUGUCAAAUAAAAAACUAAAAAUUGUAUUCGCAAACGAACAAAACAAAGCGCACUCUCUCGCGGCAAUAAAAACGUCUAAUACAAUCAAAGCACACGAGGAGCGGAGGUACAACCCUCUCAUAGCGGUCAAGGGCAUCUCUAAAGAGAUCCCCGAAACUGAAAUUAUACAAACAAUCAAAGAUCAAAAUCCCACUCUCCGCACACUAGAAUUUAAUACCAAAUUUAUACAGAGAAACAGAAAUGAAAAACUAUAUAAUAUAGUUAUCGACACCACACCCACUGCGUGGAGAGCUUUCGUGGACUUGGGCCGCGUCAAUGUGGCGUACCAACGGGUGCACGUGGAGGACUUUGGGCGCUUCAUGCAAUGCAGGAAGUGCCAAGGCUUCGGACACUCUCAAUCGAGGUGUCCCGCCACGGCCCCCACAUGCGCAAAAUGCGCUAGCUCACUGCAUAUUACAUCAGAGUGCAGCGCCCCGAGCACUGAAACCCCCCGUUGUGUAAACUGUCACGAACACAACGCCCGUUUCAACGGAAGCUCCCCUAUUAACCACCGUGCCGACAGUGACAAGUGCCCCAAAUCCAACACGGACGGGAGAACGAAGGCCUGCAUUUACACCAAGGCAAGCAUCAACGCAUUUGCGCUGUCACAAUACUGCACAAAUAAUUUAAUAAUCAUCGUAAUACCUACACCUACAAUAAAACUUUACGUCGCCUCAAUAUACAUUGAGCCCGACAACGACGCACACGACACUAUGCAUGCGCUUGAACACUUCCUACAUAACCACAAAAACACACAUACUUUGGUUUGCGGGGACUUUAAUGCCUGGCACUCAAGUUGGGGAGGUCACAGAUAUAAUCGAAAGAAUAAAAGAGGAGACGAAUUACUCGAUCUCAUGGCAUCUACAGACAUGUACAUUUGUAACGUCGGAGAAAUACCGACGUUUGAAACAGUAACACACGGACGCCCCCGCUCCUCUAUCAUUGACCUAACACUAGCAUCAGCCUCUACACACAACCAAAUAUACAAUUGGAAAACAAAUAAACACUUAUUCCCUUCAACACAACAUAAUAUAAUUACCUUUAACAUCAACUGUAAUAGCGCGCCCAUACCAACGGCGAACAACAACAGCACAUUCCGCUAUCAAACCAAAAACGCCAACUGGCACCAAUUCAAAGAAGCCUUACACACACACAUGAUAAACACAGACAUACUUGACACAAAUAUUUCAGCACUGGGGCCGGACGAAAUCGACAACUUCAUUACACAAAUCAGCGACACAGUAAAUAAAGCCUGCACAGAGACUUUUCCGACUAAAACGGGGACCCCGAAAAUAAGGGCCCCGUUCUGGAACGAAGAGCUCAACACACUUAAAAACAAAUGCAUCACUAUACAUAGAAAAUUACACAAAUUCCGCCGGCACCAAAACAACAACCCACCUCCUACACUCAUACACGAAUACACAGAAAACAAAACUAAAUACAGAGAGGCGCUACAAAAGGCGUCUACCACGGCGUUUAAAAGCUUCUGCGAGGCACAGGGCAGAGAGGACGUAUGGGGCAUCACCAACAGACUCCUCAAAAAUACCACUAAUAUACAAAUGGGGACACUUAAGAUAGGCAAUAAAUUCACCACCAGCGAACAGGAAACAGCUCAAGAGCUACUAAACCAUUUUUAUCCUAGUGUCAAGCCAGACACCCAACCUAGCCACAGCAAGUUAAGAGACGACUCCGGUGUCUUGCCUAAUACUCGGGAUGAACCUCCAUUUACUCAACAAGAAAUACUUGACGCGAUUAGUUCCAUAAACCACAACAAAGCCCCUGGCAAUGAUCACUUAACCAGCGACAUAUGCCAGGUCUUUGCACAAACUUAUCCAGUACUUAUAACAAACAUUUACAACCAAUGCCUACACAAAACUUACUUUCCACUAAAAUGGAAAGAAGCCAUAAUUAAAAUCAUACCCAAACCUAACAAAAACAACUACACUGAACUUACAUCUUUUCGGCCAAUAGGCCUUAUUCCAGUAUUCGGCAAGGCGCUGGAGAAACUCUUUACCAAGCGGUUAACAUACAACGCGCAUAAACUUAAACUAUUGAACCAAUCCCAAUUCGGCUUCACCGAGCAAACAAGCACAACGCAUGCAAUAAACAGAGCGAUUGACAAUAUUAAAAUGGCAAAAACAAACAAACAUCAAGUACUCGCCAUAUCAUUAGAUAUCAAAGGAGCAUUUGAUAACGCGUGGUGGCCUGCCGUAUACGACGGACUGCGGCAUAUCAAAUGCCCCAACAACAUAUUCAAAUUAAUCACUAACUACUUAACCGAUAGGAAAGUCACAGUCAGACUCGGCAAUAGCCAAAUCACCAAAACCACAGAAAAAGGCUGCAUUCAGGGAUCUGCUUGCGGUCCAAUUCUAUGGAAUAUACUAAUCAACGACCUACUUAAUAAAACUCUUCCCCCACACUGCUCAAUACAAGCAUACGCUGACGAUGUAUUACUUAUAGUUUCUGCUAAAGACACCUCCACGCUAACCCUACACGCCAACUCUGCCCUAGACACCAUUGCACAGUGGGGUCAAAAAGUCAAAUUACAAUUUGGCCCCGACAAAACUCAGUGCGUUGCGUUCACGCCCACAGCGGCACUCUGCCGCCUUAGGUUCGAACGCACUGAACUAAAAUUCAACAAUAGUUUUAAAUAUUUAGGAGUUACAAUUGACAAUAAAUUUACAUACAAAGAACAUAUUCAAUCCACCUUGCAAAAAGCACAUAACCUAUUUAACAAAUUAAUCAUAUAUACACGUCCCACCUGGGGACCACACCCAGAUAAUAUUAAAACCAUAUACAAACAAGUCAUACAACCCAUCAUAACUUACGCGGCAGGGAUCUGGGGUCACAUAGCGGGGAAAAAAUAUAUCAAAAAACAACUUCUUAGCUUACAAAGGAAAUUUUCUUUGCGGAUAAUAAGAGGAUUCCGCACUAUAUCUACUAACGCGGCUAUCGCCUUGGCACAACUCACUCCCUUAGACCUUAAAAUAACCGAAGUGGCGGAGCUAGAGAACAUUAGGAUACACAGAACCACACACAGACUCCCUUCAGACAUACCAUUAGAAACACCCGUACCCAUAACAGAACUACUACACCCAGCCGAGCGCAUCACUAUUAAUACUAUCUCCACAGAACAAUUUAAUAACAACAAAAAAUACGAUAAAUACACACACAUAUACACGGACGGGAGUAAGCACGAGGAUGAAUCAACAGGUGCCUCACUCGUCGCCUACAACCCUAACGAUAACACACACACGCCUGCCAUCACCAAAACAUUCAAACUUCACCGAACAAGCUCGGUAUUCCAAGCAGAACUCUUUGCAAUAAGGAAAGCAUGUAUACACAUACAAAAUAACAAUAUAACACAUGCCAUUAUUCACACAGACUCGCAAUCAAGCUUAGCAGCACUAAGACAAAGAUCUAACACCAACCCAAUUGUAGCGAGCAUACACAAAAUAUUAAAAAACAUCAAAACAACACACAUAGACACAAUAACGUACUUCCAUUGGGUUAAGGGACACUCGGGCAUCACAGGCAACGAGGCCGCAGACAAGGCAGCCAACCGGGCCGCUAAGUCUCAUAGAGAACCUGAAAUGAUUUCCUGCCCCAUAUCAUAUAUUAAAAAUAUAAUUAAAAAAGACACUAAACACAAGUGGGAGAUGAGAUACGCCCAAGAACCAGGCGGAAGCCAUACCAAAAUCCUUUUUCCUAAACUAAAUGACAUAAACAUAUUCUUUAACGCCAUACCCAUCUCUUUUCACAUGACACAAUUCAUCACAGGGCACUCCUUUGCAAAACAAUACCUUCAUAGAUUCCACAUUACCGACAAUGAUACUUGUCCAUGCGACGACACAUCGACACAAGACCUAGAACACCUAACCACGCAUUGCCCCAGUAUGAACUUUGAAAUACUUAACAAUAGUAAUAUACCCACUUUUGACACUGUGAGGGGGGGAAAAAGCUACAGAAGUUACGUGGACAUUACUGCAUGCACCGCGGACCUAUUAGCGGUCAUAGACGAGUGGAGUGUUGAGGAAGGACUGGUGAGCUCCGACCACAACGGUAUCACGUUUAAUAUGAGACUCGAGAAAUCAGAAGGAAGGAAAACAGAACGGACCACCAGAAAGUACAAUACCAGAAAGGCAAACUGGUCACUCUUUGAACAACGAUUAUCUGAGCUCUUGGAAGAAGCUCAAGUUAAUACAGAAAAUAUCAACAAAGUAAGCAAUAAGAAACAGCUAGAGGAGAUGGUAGGAAAAUAUACAGAAGCAACGAUCGCAGCCACAAAAGAAGCCAUUCCAGAAGUAAAGAAGAGACCAACAAACACCUUGCCUUGGUGGAACGACGAGCUGGAAAAAGAAGAAAAAUGGUUAGGACAAGAAAAAGGCGCAUCAGAUGCGCGGCACAAGUUCGCAGGAAUAAGGUAG
This is a messenger RNA of Pieris macdunnoughi, 4848 nucleotides long. NCBI's taxonomy places the organism in Eukaryota, Metazoa, Arthropoda, Insecta, Lepidoptera, Pieridae. The record is from the annotation of a GenBank genome assembly.